Brassica rapa (field mustard) is the source of this 1498-nucleotide messenger RNA. RefSeq lists its product as uncharacterized. The record is from RefSeq and is a predicted model, not a curated record. Lineage: Eukaryota; Viridiplantae; Streptophyta; Magnoliopsida; Brassicales; Brassicaceae. Gene Ontology annotation, molecular function: nucleic acid binding.
CCGUUUCGUUAUGUAAGCAGUUUUGCUUAAAAGCACGGGUAUUAAGAAAUUUCAACUUUUUCUAAAACAACAAUAAAAACGUUUUUGUAUUUAUUGCACACAUUCAUUUUGUCUGCAACAUUUAAUUAGAAAGAGAUUAUUGUUAGUAAUAAAAUUAAUAAAAAAUAAUAUCAACAAUCACACGUUUGAGUUUUCUAAAAACUUUUUUACAACAUUUUAGAGCCAAAUUUUUGUAUAACUAAUUUAAACUAAAAAAAUCAAAAUUUUAUGAUGGAGCCAAAGUAAAACUUUUGAACAGUUUGUAAUAUGCUUAUUUAAGCUUCCAACCAAGAAUGGUCACUCAUUCUUUCCUAUGGCGUCUGAUUUUGAUUUAAAUGUUUCAGUUCAAAAUUAUGAGAGCGAUAUCUUGUUUGAUUUAAACGAAAUUCCAUCAGAAGAAGAAGAAGAAAGCGUUACCAAUGGCUACGAAGAUAUACCAAUUAGUCCAGGACAUGAUGUUGUUCAAAGUCAACCAAAUUUACCAAAAACCAGGAAAUUUUUGUCAAAUGAAGAAAGGUACGAGGUCUUCGGUGCUUUACUUGAGAAGAGCAUUGCGGGAAAGUUGGAAAAAAAUGUAACAAAAGAAGUUUCUCAUCAGUUCUCGGUGUCUAUUGCAACCGUACAAAGAAUUUGGAGACAAGCAAAAGCAACAGCUAAUACAGGAAAAGUUAAUGUAUCUCAUCGGAGAACGGAGAAUUGUGGUCGCAAAAGAAUCACGAUCGAGCCAACUCAAGUUACUGCUGUUCCAUUAUGCAAACGGACAACUUUGAGAUCAAUGUCUAUGGCUAUGGGCGUGAGUCUUACAACACUAUUUAGACGAAAGAAAGAAGAGCUUAUUCGACGUCAUACCAACAGCAUCAAGCCUUAUUUGAAGGAAGCCAAUAUAACAAGUAGGUUACAAUUUUGCUUCUCUAUGUUGGAUAAAAAUAGUCUACCUCAUGAACCCAAGUUUGUUGAUAUGUACAACAUAAUUCAUAUCGAUGAGAAAUGGUUCUAUAUGACGAAGAAGACCGAGAAGUAUUAUCUACUUCCAAUUGAAGAAGAGCCACAACGUUCGUGUCAAAGUAAAAAUUACAUUGGAAAGGUGAUGUUUCUAGCGGCAAUGGCUCGUCCAAGAUUUGAUGAAGAAGGAAAUGAGGUAUUUGAUGGGAAAAUUGGAAUUUUCCCGUUUGUUACUCUGCGGCCAGCUCAGAGAAAGAGUAAGAACAGAGAUGCUGGGACGUUAGAACUAAAAGCGUCAACUUCGGUCAAGAGAGAGGAUAUAAAAGCAUUCUUGAUUGAAAAGGUUCUUCCGAAUAUUCAAGAAAAGUGGCCAAAGGAAGAUAGAGGAAAGACUAUCUUUAUUCAACAAGAUAACGCAAGAACACAUGUUGAGUGUGGAGAUAAAGAUUUCCAAGAAGCAGCAUCAAAAACUAUGCUAUUCAAUCCUUACAACAUAAAGAAUGUCCAAAAACCAUAG